Euleptes europaea (tarantolino) is the source of this 1671-nucleotide messenger RNA. It is a transcript of the gene TCP11L2, whose product is annotated as t-complex 11 like 2. The record is from RefSeq and is a predicted model, not a curated record. NCBI's taxonomy places the organism in Eukaryota, Metazoa, Chordata, Lepidosauria, Squamata, Sphaerodactylidae. Bases 125 to 1666 code for a protein of 513 amino acids. Gene Ontology annotation, biological process: signal transduction. The transcript has 10 exons.
AAGCAAGGACCUUAAAUGCACAGAACAUUGGAAGUGCAACCUCCAGUAAGUUGCAUCGGAUCCUGUAUGUGGGAGAAUUCCUGAGCAGGUUCUGCAUACUCUGGUCAGCAAAGGUUGACCCACGAUGCCUCUCAAUGAUGAGCAGAACAGCGACAGCGACUCAUCAAGGUUGUCCGAAAGUGCAGCUUCUUCCAGUGAUUCCGAAUAUUCAAGGCAAAGUUUUACCAGUGACUCUUCAAGCAAGCCCAGCUCCCCAGCUUCAACAAGCCCUCCCAAUGUGGUAACAUUUGACGAAAUGAUGGCAGCGGCAAGAAACUUGUCCGACCUGACUCUGGCUCAUGAAAUUGCCGUAAAUGAGAAUUUUCAUUUGCAGCGCGUUAAGCUCCCACAGAAUAGUUUGCCUGGAAGGGUGAAACAAAUUGUACACAAAGCAUUCUGGGAUCGUUUGGAGGAAGACCUCAAUGAAGAUCCUCCUGAAUAUGAGCACGCUAUCAAGCUGUUUGAAGAAAUUAAAGAGAUUCUUCUUUCGUUUCUGAACCCUGGUGCAAACAGGAUGCGAAGCCAAAUCUGUGAGGUCCUCGAUGCAGACCUCAUAAGGCAGCAGGCCCAGCAUGACGCGGUUGACAUCCAGGGCCUUGCAAACUAUGUCAUUAGCACAAUGGGGAAACUUUGUGCUCCAGUAAGAGAUAAUGAUGUAAACCAGUUAAAAGCCACUGGGAAUAUUGUAGCCUUAUUGAGGCAAAUAUUCCAUGUUCUGGAUCUCAUGAUGACGGAUAUGGUUAAUUUUAUUAUUCAGAGUCUUAGACCUCACCUUCAGCACAACUUGGUGGAUUAUGAACGAGCAAAGUUCCAGGAAAUACUUGAAGAAACACCAAGUGCCCUGGACCUGACGACAGAAUGGAUAAGGGAAUCUAUACAGGAUGAACUGUCUUCUGUUUCCUGUGAAGCAUCUUCAUCCUCUGGUGCUGGUGGGAUCUCAAAACCAAAUCUGAGCCCUACUCUGGUGCUAACCAACAGCUUCUUGAAAUUAUUGAAAUGGGAUUAUCAGAAAAAGAUAAUUCCUGAGACACUGGUGACAGAUGAAGGCCGCCUUCAGGAACUGUCAGAGAAACUGAAUCAGUUGAAGGUUGUGGCUUGUGUUUCUCUCAUAACAAGCAACAUGGUGGGUACAGCUAUUGAAGGAAUUCCAGAUUUUGAAGACAGACAAAAGAGGAUUUUGUUCAUCCUGCUUGAUGGAAUGAAUAAGAAGACCUUUGAUUUGAAAGAAGCUCUUACUGCCAUAGGUCUUCAGACAUGUAGUGAAAUAAACCAGUCAUUAACUGAGAGGGGUUUCCCGCCACUAAAUAAAGAAGUUCAUGAAAAUUUAGUGGGUCAGAUCUGCAACAUCAUAGAGGAAGAUAAUGCAAUCAGCUCCUUAAUUGAUAAGCGAAUUCAGCUGUACAUGAGAAGCUUGCUUGCCUCUCCAUGCUUUGAGAAGUCGAUGCCCACAAUUCCAGGAGGCCUUGCUGUGAUUCAGACUGAGGUGGAGAGCAUUGGAUCUCAGUUUGCCAACAUUGUCAACCUUAAUAAACAGGUGUAUGGACCGUUCUAUGCAAAUAUCUUUCGAAAACUGCUUUUCAACGAGCCAGUAACGAGUAUAGCAGAAGCUGUCUCUUCUAAGAAUUGAAAUAU